Molecule: messenger RNA, 619 nt
Organism: Cuscuta campestris
Lineage: Eukaryota; Viridiplantae; Streptophyta; Magnoliopsida; Solanales; Convolvulaceae
Source: the annotation of a GenBank genome assembly
CUCUUUCCCAUAAAUUUUUACAUUUUCACAUAAAGUAUUUAUUUAAGUUACACUUUUCUAUGGGUUGGAGUUCAGGUUUCAACAGUAGCCGGGGGUUCUUUUAUACAUUUUUUUGAAGGGCUUAUUGGUUCAAGGUCAAUGGGAGAGCUUAAAGUUAUUGCAUAUGCAGUUUGGGCUUUGUGGAAGACGCGUAAUGCAGCAGUUUGGGAUGGAAAGGUUUCGCUGCCGGCGGUAACUAUUCGGUUGAUUAAGUCAUUGGUUGAACGUUGGCCGGACAGCCGUUUGGGGCAGCAAUUGACUCCGCCGUCUUGCUCUAUUCUAGGGCAGCAAAGUUCAGAGCAGGUGCAACAUUGCUUUGUUGAUGCCGCUUUGUUUCCUCAGGUCGGAGAGGUAGGAUUCGGUGCUGUUCUUCUUGAUCCAGGUGGUAGGUUUGUGAAAGCAUUUAACGGUACUAUUCCGUGUUCCCAAGAUCCCCUUCUAGCAGAAGCAAUAGUGGUUAGAGAGGCUUUGGCUUGGUUAAAGAGAGAGGGCGGCGAGUAACUAUUCGUAUAUCCAAGGCUGCUUUGUUGCGAUUGCGACGAGUUCUGACCGAUCAACUCCAUAAAAGGUAUUUCUUUGU